CAGCCCCGGAUGUGGGCGGGGCCUUGAGGUGGACCUUGGGCAUCUCCACCGCAGCGGUUUGGAUCGACGGAACUGAAUCUUAUUCUUAAUUAUCAUGUGACGAGUUCAGGAUUUAAUGGGGGGAAAAGUGUGGAAGAGGAGAAGAAUCCACACUGGAGAAUUUAGCGACUUUUGCUGCCCUCUCGGCUCUUCCGCCAGCCACACUGCCUGGGUAUAUUUCCCUUAUUUCAGCCCUGCACCAGCCCCUUUAAACUGUUUAAAUGAGAAUGUCCUUGGCUCAGAGAGUGCUACUCACCUGGCUUUUCACAUUACUCUUCUUGAUCAUGUUGGUGUUGAAACUGGAUGAGAAGGCCCCUUGGAACUGGUUCCUCAUAUUUAUUCCAGUCUGGAUAUUUGACACUAUCCUUCUCGUCAUACUCAUUGUGAAGAUGGCUGGCCGAUGUAAGUCUGGCUUUGACCCUCGACAUGGAUCACACAAUAUUAAAAAAAAAGCCUGGUACCUCAUUGCAAUGCUACUUAAGUUAGCCUUCUGCCUCGCACUGUGUGCUAAACUGGAACAGUUUACUACCAUGAAUCUUUCCUAUGUCUUCAUUCCUUUAUGGGCUUUACUGGUUGGGGCUUUAACAGAACUUGGAUAUAACGUCUUUUUUGUGAGAGACUGACUUCCAAGUAUACCAUCUCAUUUCUGUUGCUGUUCAGCAAGUUAUAAAGUGUUCUGAAUAUUUGCAAGCUUCAAGAAUACCAGCAAACCGAGGGAAAAUUAUCAGUGUAAUCUUUACUACUUUUACAGAACAGGAUUGGUAAAUCACGAACUUCUAGCCAACCCAAAACUGAAUUAGUCAAUAUCUGAGUUACUAUCAUUUUCCCUAUAUAAAUAAAGUUUGAUUUUGACCUCA
This is a messenger RNA of Nannospalax galili (Upper Galilee mountains blind mole rat), 896 nucleotides long. RefSeq names its product transmembrane protein 60 (gene Tmem60). Bases 261 to 662 code for a protein of 133 amino acids. The record is from RefSeq and is a predicted model, not a curated record. The transcript is spliced from 2 exons. Lineage: Eukaryota; Metazoa; Chordata; Mammalia; Rodentia; Spalacidae.